Messenger RNA from Callithrix jacchus (white-tufted-ear marmoset), 3224 nucleotides. RefSeq names its product killer cell lectin like receptor C2 (gene KLRC2). Lineage: Eukaryota; Metazoa; Chordata; Mammalia; Primates; Cebidae. Gene Ontology annotation, biological process: positive regulation of natural killer cell mediated cytotoxicity; stimulatory C-type lectin receptor signaling pathway. The record is from RefSeq and is a predicted model, not a curated record.
UCUGAUUGCAAAGAUGUAAAUAUGAAUUUAAAUUCCAACUGUUUAGAUUUUAGAAAACCAAAGACUUGGGGUUUCUGAACUUAACCUAUAAAAACUUACACAGGGAUGGAUAUAUUUUAGACUUAUGUAUAAACAUUCCCCCUUUUCUUGAUAGAAAGUAAAUGAUGAAAAUAUUUUAUUUAAUCUGACCGGAUAAUUUAUAGCUUUUUUCCGAUGUUCAUAUAUACUUUUUAAAAAGAAAAUUUUUUUGGUUUGUUUAUUUUUGAGACAAGGUCUGGCUCUGCUGCCCAGACCGGGGUGCAGCAGCACUAUCUCAGUUCACUGCAGCCUUCACUUCCAGGGCUCAAGUGAUCCUAUGACCUCAGCCUGCAGAGCAGCUGGGACCACAAGAAAACACAAGAAUCCUCGGCUAAUUUUUGUAUUUUUUUUGAAGAGACAGGGUUUCAUCCUGUGUGUCAUACUGGCCUUGAACUCCUCAGCUCAAGUGAUCCUGGAGUGCUGGGAUUACUGACAUGAGCUACCACACCCAGGCACUCAUGUACCAUUUAACUUGUGUUCUGAAAAUCUCCGUUUUCUGCCUACCCCAUUUUUAAGUAGGUGAUAUUUUAAAAAUCUUUCUACCUCCCUUCAACUUAAGUUUUAAUCAUUUACAACAAGUAUUCCUAUUAAAAUGCAGACAAUAAGUCAUGAUUGGAGAAGGAAUCAGUGAGCAAUAUAGUGAGUAGUUUGUAUUAUUUCAAUCUCUGGCAUGGUGAUACAGUUCAGUAUUGUUUAACAUUUUAUUAUUUCAAGAGACAUUUGUUUUAAUCAGAGGAAUCUGGCUAACUUAUAUAAAGAAGAAAAAUGAAUGGGAAUUUUAAGAACUAAGACGAAGAAAUUAAGAAGAUAAGUUUGAGAAUUGAUGUCAGUUACAAUUAAGUUGAAAAUGUAGCAUUUUCUCAGAAGAGUGACAAGUAUAUUAAAUUCCUAUUGAUAAGAUUAUUUAAAUUUUUUAUUAUGACAGCGGUGAUAUUAUAGGGGUAUAUGACAAAGUAUGUAAUGCCAAGUUUUAGGCACCUUGUCUAAAUGUAGCAAGUAAAUAUCUAAGAUACUUUUAAAAAGUUACAAUAUUUUAGUGUUUGUGACCGAGGUGGAAACAAUUAACUGCAUGUGUUAAAUCUCUGUUCUCUCCUCAUCUUGUUGACUAUAAAAAUAAUUUCUAAGGGGUACUUGAAAAUGGAUAAACUACAUGACACACUAGCCAUCCAAAGUGUCCUAUAUUCUGAGGUGUGUGAUGAGAUAAAAUGAUUCAAAAUAGCCCUAGUGUGAGAAUUUCCUGUUCAAAUCUGAAGUGACACAUUGGUGAGGAAUCUACAUUUUCCACUCUUGCCUCACGCUGAGGCUUCAAAGGGCAGUCAGUAAAAUCACAGAUAUCUCUUGUGUCUUGAAGAGGUAACCUGACCUCUCCACUGAAGAGUGUGUGACUUUCUGAUGACAGAAGGAACUGAACAGGAAAUAUUCCAAGAAGAAUUAAACCUUCGAAAUGCUUCUCCGAAUCAUCAAGGGAUUGAUAAAACAUAUGACUGCAAAGGUUUGCUGCCACCUCCAGAGAGGCUCACUGCUGAGGUCCUGGGAAUCAUUUGCAUUGUCCUAAUGGCCACCGUGUUAAAAACAAUAGUUCUUAUUCCUUUCCUGGAGCAGAACUGUUCUUCCCCGAAUACAAGAACCCAGAAAGCACAUCAUUGUGACCAUUGUCCAGAGGAGUGGAUUAUGUAUUCCAACAGUUGUUAUUACAUUGGUAAGGAAAGAGGAACGUGGGAAGAGAGUUUGCUGGCCUGUGCUUCAAAGAACUCCAGUCUGGUUUCUCUAGAUAAUGAAGAAGAAAUGCGAUUUCUGGCCACCAUUUCACCUUUCUCAUGGAUUGGUGUGUUUCGUAACAGCAGUCAUCAUCCAUGGGUGUCCAUAGACAGCUUGACUUUCAAAUAUUAUAUUAUUAAAGACUCAAAUAAUGCUGAACAUAACUGUGCAGUGCUACAUGUAAACGGACUUAUAGCAAAGCCAUGUGGAUCUUCAAUAACAUAUCAUUGUAAGCAUAAGCUUUAGAAUUAAAACAUUUGAGUUUGCAGUCUGACAGAUAAAUUUUAUAUUUGUUAAAAUAGAAAUAAGAUGAUUGAAUAAGUCUUAAAAUGAAUCAUGUUAUUUGCUGUAAUAAUAAGAAAAUUCUAAAUCGUUAUUGAAAUAUAAUACACACAGUUACAAAAGUCCAGAUCUCCUAGCAUUUGCGUCAGGCUUAUUUUGCUCAACUUGAUGUUUGUGGCAUUCAGUCUUCCUAAAAGGUGCAUAUUAUGUGAGUCAGUUUAUAUGAAGUAGCAAGAACAGGCAAACUCAUGGAGACAGAGAGUAGAAGAGUGAUUGCCAAUGCCCAAGGAAGGUUGAAAUAGGAGAUGGCCACUAAUUGCUAGAAUGUUUCUUUGUGUCAGUGAUGAAAACUUUCUAAAUUUCAACCUUAGUGGCGUUGGUUGGAACUCUGGGAAUAUGCUAAAAAUCACUGAUUUGUAAUCAUUUUAAGUGGAUGAAAUUUAUGCUGUGUGCAUGAUACCUCAAUAAAGCUGUCAAAUAAAAACAAACAAACAAACAAAACCUCUCAUGUGGUUGUUUGUGACUGCAUUUAAUCCCUAAGGUAAUUUUUAAAGAUUAGCUUCUUGACUUUUCAAUUAAUAUCAUAUUGUGUCCUUCAAUGCACUGUGUUCAAUGUACUGGGUUCUCUUUAAUUUCUCUCUAUCAUAUUAUGCAUUUUGGGGGAUUUAAUCAUACAGAAAUGCAGAUGUUUUACAUUCAUGCUUUUGUAAAUGGCAUCCUGAUUUUAAUAUUCCUUUUAGUAAUUUUUGUUGUAAAUAGAAAUACAAUUGAUGUCUGCAUUUUGAUGUUUUAUCUAGUUAUUUCACUUAUUUUACAUAUUUAAAUCUAUCAUUUCAAAUAUAGCUUUUUCUGGAUUUUCUAUAUAAACAUCAAUUUUAUCUGCAAAUAAUCGCACUUUUUUUUCUAUCCAUGUGCAAUAACUUAUUUUUUCUACAUUUAUUUUCACUGGGUAGGGCUUUAUAUCCCUAACUGAAUAGAAGGUACAGUCAAAUUCUGUGUGUAUCAUAUGUAUCAUUUUCUCAUUUUGGCAAAAAAAUUCAAAAUAUUAUUCAUAUUUACAAAAUUCAUUUUUUAUUGUAUCGUUCUUAUGUUGAAGCAGUUUUAUA